Daldinia loculata is the source of this 3558-nucleotide messenger RNA. RefSeq lists its product as uncharacterized. The record is from RefSeq and is a predicted model, not a curated record. Gene Ontology annotation, biological process: DNA-templated transcription. The transcript is spliced from 8 exons. Gene Ontology annotation, molecular function: DNA binding; FAD binding; zinc ion binding. NCBI's taxonomy places the organism in Eukaryota, Fungi, Ascomycota, Sordariomycetes, Xylariales, Hypoxylaceae. Bases 1 to 3558 code for a protein of 1185 amino acids.
AUGUUGAAAACUUGUAUCGGCGCCGCAGCCUUGGCCGGUAGGCUAGUAGCCGCAUCUGAAUUAUCUUGGACUCCCCCUUCGCUUGUUCCCAAGGCUGCUGGCUACGAAGUAGCAUCGAACAGUAGUGGAAUUGCACCUUGCGAUGCUCUGAAAGAAGUCGGUCUUGGGGAUCGACUACUUUUCGCGACGGACGCAGAUUACGAACCUCAGAUACAGUCUUGGUAUGCGGAGAACGCCCGUUUUAGGCCCGACUGUCUUGUUCUUCCCCAUAACACCGAGGAGGUAGCAACAGCAUUAACAGCACUAGUUAAGGUCAACAAUGGCGGAGGUGAUUGGCACAUCGCCGUGCGCAGCGGUGGACACAGCUUUCCCGGAAGCAACAACAUUGCCAACGGCGUGACUAUCGACUUGACAAUGAUGAACUCAUCGAGCUAUGAUCCGGAGACCAAACUCGCUAGGAUCCAACCAGGAGGUCGAUGGCGAAACACAUAUGCAGACUUGCAGAAAGCUGGGGUAGUUGUAACAGGGGGUCGGGACGGCGAUGUUGGCGUGGGCGGUUUUCUCUUAGGAGGCGGCAAUUCCUUCUUUUCGGGACGAAUGGGAUUCGGCUGUGAUUCCGUCAAGAAUUUCGAGGUUGUACUGGCUAAUGGCACAGUUGUCAAUGCCAAUAGCACAGUAAAUUCGGAUCUAUGGCGAGCCCUUAAAGGAGGUGGUAGCAACUACGGCAUUGUCACGCGAUUCGACAUGGAAGCACUCCCGACGCGAGAUUUGUACUACGAGACACGCGCCCUAAGCUUAAACUAUACGGAAUCUGUGAUUGAUGCGGUAGUUGGAUAUGCCAACCAAGACCAGUCCUUCGCCGACAACGCUCUUAUAACUCUUUGGAGCCACAACGCGUCAAGCAGUCCCGAGACGCUUAUCGAGACAAUCUACGUCAAUACGCUGGGGAAUACUAACGCUACAUCCGCAUUUGACAAAGUUAGACGUCUUCCGACUUUGUUUAAGUCUACGGCUCUCAAAAACAUGGCAGUGGCUGCUAAUGGCUCCCAGCUUCCUGGUGGUUCUAAGAAUUCUGGAACGACAUUGACUUUCCGCAACGAUCCCCAGAUACUUCGUCGCUGUGUUGAACUCCACGAGGAUUUAGUUAAGAGGCUCAGCAGUCUGGUCGACCCUAAGAAGUUCACGUCAUUGUUAAUCUUGCAGCCCAUUCCUUCUUAUAUGGGAACCAUCGCCGAGCAACAAGGCGGUAACAUGCUUGGGCUAGAAAAUAUCGGGGGCAACUCUAUUUUGUUUAACGCCGGUGUUGCUGUUACCUCUGAUGACAGAGACUUCGCGAUAGCGAAGGCAGAGCUAGCCGUGCUAACGGCCCAAGUUAAAGAAGUUUCCAAGUCGGUGAAUGGAGACCUAGACUUCAUCUACUUAAACUAUGCGGAAUCAAACCAAGAUCCUCUUGGAAGCUAUGGCGCCAAGAAUAUCCAGCAUAUGCGGGAUGUGGCCGCGAAAUAUGACCCUACUGAAGUAUUCCAGAAGCGCAUCCCUGGAGGUUUCAAGAUUUCGAGGACGAAAUGCGAUAGAAGGUCGCCAUGUGCGAGCUGUGUAACCCUCAACGUUAUUUGCCGUACAACUCGUCGGGCAACUGAGAAACGGCAACGCGUUCUCCUAUCAUCGAAAUAUGAUGAGGCCGUACAAGAUGUCAGUCGUCAGCUUGGCGAUGUCAAAGAAAUGCUUCAGACGCUCCUGUUGAGCAGAAGCCCUGGGCCUAAUUCAACCGCGACAUCAUCAGAUAGUACCUCACACCAUACCCCACCACCAAUGAUCGAUGAACAGGUACCUACUCUGUCUGGUGUCAAUGAAGGCUAUAAUGGUGAUCCUUCGUUUUUGUCACACGCUCAUCUAGUCGAAAAUGCGUUAGGGGCUACCUUUGCAGUCUCCGAGUUCGUAAACGAAGAAGCUCUAGAUACUUCCUCAUUACUUUCCCCAUUGCUCUCCCCGCGGAGGAUUGCCGAGUUACUUCACGAUGCAGAUACGGGUAAAGGUGUUGUGUCAGAUCAGACAACUCCUGAAUCUCUUCCUCAGCCAUAUGGUCCGCCUCCCGGUAAUAUUCCACUUCCACCAAUAGAUCUUGUUCUUAAGCUUCUACGCAUGAGCAAAAUCUCCAAGCAACGAUUCUUCGUCGACGUUCCUACAUUCAAAGAGGAUGAAUUCAUUGACCUGUGCCGCGGCGUCUACUUCGCAACUGAGCCAGUCUCAAUUUGGAAAUGGAUAUGUGUUAAUGUCGGUCUCUACUACAUCUUCCUAGGUGCUAAAGAAGCCGAUUGUGAACACAUAGGCACAACCGUGGAGGUGUUGCGUUUCCACACUAGGAAAAUGAAAGCAAAUGCCGAAACAGCGAUGCAGAGUCUCCGUCUAUGCUCGGAACCGUCGACGGAAUCAUGCCGCGCUUUAGUUCUUCUCGAAGGUCAUAGCACGAUUGCAUGGAGAUUGGUAAGUGCUGCUGCAAGGGCAUGUUUAGACUUAGGCUUCCAUCGUUUGCCUAACAGUCCGGAAAACGAGGAGGUGCUUCGGCAAAGCACCAUUUUUUGGCAUACAUAUUUAUGGGAUAAAGGAUUAGCUAUGACCUGUGGGAGGACACCUGUUAUCCAUCAUUACGAUGUAACAAACUGUUAUCCGGUCAACUCGGACUAUCUACGUAUGAUGCCGGGCCGGAUAUACGCCGGUCUCCUUGACUAUUCCAUCGUUGCGGGGGAAAUCCAGAGAAAGCUAUUUUCUGCAUCAGCACUACAUUUUCCGCAGCAGAACCGUGUCCAGUAUGCUAGAGAAUUUGCUAGCAAACUUCUGAAAAUCCAGGAGUCCGUUGCAGUCAUACCUGAGGAUGGCCCAAUUUGGGACAAGGGGUUUUUCGCCGCCGCAGUCUUGCUUGAUAUUAAGAUGUACUGCCUCCUUACUAUCGUGUAUAGAAUACUUCCGCCUAGUUCUGUACAAUCACACCCGCUACAAUGCUCAGAUGAAUGUGUAGACGCUGCACGUACGGCACUAUCCAAGGUCGUGGAAGCGGGUGAGUAUAUGCUACGACAAGACCCUUUUAGAUGGUACAUGUUUUUGAAUGUGAUCCUGUCCCUUGUACCAUUUGUACCUUUUAUCGUACUGGCUGGAAAUGCCAUAUCUACGUCCUCUAGCGCCGACCUAGCUCUACUCUCCUCAGUCCUAUCAGUUCUAGAACCACCAGCGGCGAAUUCUCCGACUGCUCGGAAGGUUUAUAAUGCUUGCGAGAGAUUAAAUCGUAUCGCUACCGCCCUAGUAUCAAGUUCAAACGAGGGCUCAUUACAUCUCAAAGAGUACCAAGAACAAACUCCUAAUGCCGGUUUGCCUUUCAAUGGCCCAACCGAUGAAUCCGAUAUACAUAGUCGUACGCUUCCGAAUAACUUUGAAUACGUGUUUCCGAUGGCGCAGCAAGAUUGGGACAGUGUUAUGACCGGGUUUGAGUCAGAGUUGGAAGGCUACGACUCUAGAGCCCUGACAAACAUUAUGGAACCUUACAUCGCAAAUACGAGUUGGUAA